AUGAUUCCAUCAUUGAGGACACUCGGAGGAUACGUGUGGAAAUUCCCCAACCACAUAACCAGAUGCCAACGCGCCAACUUGCGCAAGAGAUCAUUGCAAGUCGACGAAAACAUUGAACAAAUAUACCAGGGUUUAUAUCAACAGCAGAAACUACAGCAAGAGCAAAUCGAAGCGGGAGUCGUCAUCAAUACGGGUCCCAAAGUGAAAAUUUUCAAUCAGGAUCAAGGUCGCACCGGUGAAAAGCGAGUCGAUUUCCACAAGUUUGAGUAUCCUAAAUUCUUGCUGUUGAGUCAACGUGACAAGUACUUCACUUUUAAUCGUAAUGCUAAAAACUAUAGGAAACCUAUUCAUCGGGUGCCGAAAUGGACCAAGACUUCAUUUAGAGAAAAUCCAAAGUACUUCUAA
Molecule: messenger RNA, 405 nt
Organism: Lodderomyces beijingensis
Lineage: Eukaryota; Fungi; Ascomycota; Pichiomycetes; Serinales; Debaryomycetaceae
Source: the annotation of a GenBank genome assembly